Sabethes cyaneus is the source of this 2464-nucleotide messenger RNA. RefSeq lists its product as uncharacterized. The transcript is spliced from 6 exons. The record is from RefSeq and is a predicted model, not a curated record. Lineage: Eukaryota; Metazoa; Arthropoda; Insecta; Diptera; Culicidae. Bases 186 to 614 code for a protein of 142 amino acids. Gene Ontology annotation, biological process: positive regulation of voltage-gated potassium channel activity; sleep; regulation of synaptic transmission, cholinergic.
CGGUCACUAGUCCUCAUCGUGGAUCGGUUACGAAUACUUUGUGUAGCAAAUUGUACGGGUGUGCUGCAACACUGUGUGGAAGUUUGCUCCAGGUUUGAGCUAGCAAGGUUUGUGAAGUCGAUACCGGAAGUGUUCAGAUAGUGUUCAGGAGCUAGGUUGUCCGACAAGCCCUUUUUGCAACCAAUAUGGCAGUACUACAAUCGAUUAUAUUGGCUAGCGUUCUGCUGCUGAUGUUUGUUGUGCAAAGAGGUGAUGCCAUUAAAUGUUACGUGUGUAACAGUGCUGAAGAUUCUCAAUGUUCGUACGAUAUACCGCCGUCGGAAAUGCAAACGGACUGUGACACCUACAAGGACGGCAACAAGUAUACCUUCUGCCGGAAGAUCAUUCAGUCGAUCGAGUUUUCCGUGAACAAUCUUCCUCCGGACACCAGAGUGAUUCGUGGUUGUGGUUGGGAUGAGUCCACCUACAAGGGCAAGUGCUACCAACGUUCAGGCUUCGGAGGACGCCAAGAGGUGUGCGCCUGCUACGAAGACAAUUGCAACAGUGCAACGUCGCUGCAAGCUACUGUGGGACUGUUACUUGCUGCAACAAUUGUUUUCUUAGUUCGUGCUUAAUCCUGCUCGAUGUAGAGCUAACGGGUUUUCAGUUUGGAGAACAAUUCACCUACGUCGCUUAUAUAUUUUGUUUCAUUGGACUUACAAAAGCAGACUGCGAUUGCGAAAAAGAUUGGACGAAGAGCUGCAUAGUUUUAAAAACGAGUGUGGUUCGUGUUGUAUGUGAUCGAUGGAACAAGCAAAACGGCAAUGCUUUAACAGAAAGCUCACAGUCGGUGACGAAAAUAAUGUUGAAUAGUCAAUAGAUUUAAUUUUUACGCGAUACUUUCAAUAAUACCAGGUAUAUAGGUACAAAACACAUUCGUUAUAUUUAUGUAAUUGCAGGAUGCUUUUCGUAAAAGCUGCAUUAUUCCCGCAAAUUGACGGUUCAAACUUUUGUAGAUAAUAUGAUUGAUAAAAAACCAAUAAAUAGUUUGGUUUUACUACUGGAUACAAGAAAACUCAUUUCCGUCCCAGGAAAGUUAACUCAAAUCAUGAUAGGGUUCGUGGCGAUGUUUUUCUUGACCAUAUUUUGUGAAAGUUUGUUCCCUCAUUAGUGCGCGGAAUGGUAGUCAAAUGCGAUGGUGAUUAAGUUAUAUCAGCAUCGGAUACGCGUAAAAGCAUUAGUUUGUAAAUAUGUGUUCUAUUAUGGUAUGAAAGCGUUUAAUUUAAGAUAUAGUAAAAAUUGCAGCUUAGCAUUAUGAAAUAUUUUCUGAAAAAAGCUUUUGGUUGUUUGAUAAAAUUACCCGCAUAUUUAUUUUUCUAAGAGCUGUAAUUUAUCGGUAUUGCAAAAGUUCUUGAAACUAACCUUAACGUGAAACAAGUGUCACCAGACUAUUAUUGUUUGAUUGCAAUUCAAGGUAAAAUUCAUAUGAAUUGUCCACCUUGUGCAAAAACUAAACCUAGCAAGUAACUUUCGCUUACUGUAGAGUUCACAUGUUGCUGUCAAUAAAGAAAUAAAAAAAAAAACAAAUAGGUAAUAGGAAGCUAAGAAAAUUCGGAGCUAAGGGUUUCUGUUAGAAGCUGAUCAUGGAAGGAGAUAAGUUUACCACGCCUUUGGUAAACUGGGCAGCGAAAAGGGCUCCCUUCCAUCAGUCGUUUCACCACCCUAGUAAAAAAAAGAGGAACUACAUGUUCGAACAAAUAGUUAGUGAGCACUCAUUUAAUCUAACAAAACUAUAUUUUCUAAUAUCUCACACAGAACAAUUCUAUGAUUUUUAUAUACGGAAUCAGAGUGUCGCCAGCCGAGCGAAACAUAAUUGUCUUUUACUGAUCGAAUUGAUUUAUUUUGAAAUAUUAAACCGAAAGAUAACUAGAGUUUUAAGAAACACCGAAUGUUAUUUAAGAGAAAAUAAACAAACGAAAAAUAUACUGCUUUAUACGCUGAUGAAAUCGAACUUAUAAAAUAGUAAAGUGUUAGUAAUUAAUAAAUUGUUUAAAACCAAACCAUGAAAGCAAAAAGUAACACAACCUUGUAGUCGUAAGCUAAAGAUAGAAUUAUCCUUCGUGGCGAAUGAUCGUUUUAUGGAUUCAAACUAGGGUAAAACAGCUCUAAAAGGAUUCCUCGGUUUUUCAAUGUUAUUUUUCAGACUCACCUGAUUAGUAUCUUUAACCAGCAAACCGCAAUUCAUGCAAUAUUGAAACACUAGUUCCACUGCUUACCUAGAACGAUCAUGGUUAGCGAUCAAUCCUGGUAAUCAUUUAAUCUCGAUCUGCUUCGGAAAAUUUUCGUUACAAUUUUGAAUGAGGAAGCGGCUACUUUUAAAAUUAAUUCAAUAAUGAAACAGGAUAGCAUGCGAAAAGCUUUAAAAUAAAUUAUCAGAAAUGAAAGAAUAAUACCACUAUAGGAACGAUCGAGAAAAAAAAUAUUU